Dichotomopilus funicola is the source of this 5634-nucleotide messenger RNA. RefSeq lists its product as uncharacterized. The coding region runs from base 1 to 5634 and encodes 1877 amino acids. The transcript has 2 exons. NCBI's taxonomy places the organism in Eukaryota, Fungi, Ascomycota, Sordariomycetes, Sordariales, Chaetomiaceae. The record is from RefSeq and is a predicted model, not a curated record.
AUGAUAUCCAUGCAGCGUUCCCUCUCGUCGCCAGUCGCCAUUCAACCGUCGCCGCCCCGCUCGGCCCCGGCCUCGCGAUCGCCGACCCCGUCCCCUUCCGACAACAACCAUGUCGAGAUCUCCCGCCCACGUCGGCUCCGCUCCCGGAGUCCGACUCGCUCCGCCAAAGAAUCGAUGAACGGUACUAGCCGCCGCAACAACGAUGACCUGUCCCGGCGACCAUCCGUCCUCCACAUUCCAAGCUCGGUCUCCGCCCGCAGCAAGCCCAUUAUUGACCAACCGAGCGCCCCCCCGGCCGCGCCGGCACCGAACGAUUCAUCCGACAGCCUCGAGGGUAACGGGUUUCCUUCGUCCCUGGCGGAUGACAAGCAUGGCAACAUGAGAUUUUUGCGGCCACUGCUGACCGAUGUGUCACUGUACACAAACCCCAAUCUCGGCCCGGAGGCCGAGGGCACGAGCCUGGGUGAGCUGGCGCAUCUUGUGCGACUCUCAAAGUACCAGGAGCGCAAGCGCGCAAACACAAGGAUCCGCCUCCAGCGGAAUUUGGUAUCCACUGCCCUGUCUGCCCGGUUAAUGAGAUGCGGUGAGAUGGCCCAUCGCAACCUAGUGGACGGCUUCCGCGGCGACAACAAGAAGACUUUUGGUGCCUUGUACAACGCCGUCAUCGAUGUUCGGAGGAGUUGCGACGAGACACGACGUUAUGCCGUGCUGGAGCUGGACAUGGAGCUGAACCAGAGCACCGGGCUGACUUCGUCCGAAAGUUUGGACACCCCGACUGGAUCCCUGAACGGGGCAACCCCAUCUCCGGACGCCGUGACCCCCUUUUUGAAUGACGUUUCCCCGUCUUCCCGAGAGACGAUUUUAAGGUUCCUCAACCAGAUCAGGACAAACCCUGAUUAUUUGGCUACCCGCAUUGCAUCGCUCAAGAACUCGGAACUCACAGCUCUCACGAGCUUUCAUCAGAACCUCGAGGCGAUUGAGUCCGUGCUCCCUUACCACGGUGGUCGGUCGUCCGGCCGCAGUGUAUCGGGGAGUUCUGUGCUCCCUGGGUCUAGCAGCAAUGCCGGGAGCGGAGCAACCAAGGAGCGCAGCGCGAUCGAGCGGCUGCUAUCCUUCCAACGCCAUGAUCCCAUUUCGGCCCUGAUCUACACCUGCUUUGCUAACUCUGCGGGCCCUGACAGCGCCGAGGACAAGCGCCGGACCGUGGCGUGGGCCAACGCCUGCGCACGCCUCAUCUCUACUCCGUCGACCGGCAGCGAGCAAACCGUCAUUUCGGUCCUCAAUGUCUGGGUCUCGAUGCGUGACUGGGCUGGUAAGUCCAACAUGGAGUGGUACCUCAUGAAGAUCUUGGAAGACGGAGCGUUCCUCCUGGACCGUGCCGAGGACCAGCACGGAACCCGCUUCAACAUGUCGGAUUGGUCGUCCAAGGACCAGAUUGCUGCCGAGGAGUUCUACACCAAAGCCGUGGAGGAAUUGUUCGAGGUCAUCGACGACGAGGAUGCCACCGGUAUCCCAGAAGGCCUGCUGGAGCUGGGAAAUGAGCUCCUCAAGCGCCUCGACAAGAGAGUCGCCGAGACGACCCGACGUUGGCUCAUCGCGAAAUACAUGUUCACCGUUUGGCUGCUCGGCGUUGUUAUCCACCCGGAGGCAUACGGCAUGAUGGCCGAGUACCAUAUCACCGAGUACGGACGGCAAAAGAUCCUCAAGACCGUCGCCAUGCACGCGCAGAAAUACGUCGUGGAUAUGCUGCAGAGCAUGACCCCCGUGUCCACGCCGACUAAGAUCAAGGGCCAUAUCGAGAGCAUUUACAGCCGCUUCAAGGACCCAUCCAAGUUUCGAAAAAAGCCCAGGCUCCUCCCCGUGCGGUCCAUUACCUCGCUCCGGGAAACAGCUGAGGUCCGGCCCUAUUUGGUCAUCAGCCCCGCCGACCUUGCCACGCUGGUCAACGCCCUUUUUCCCGAACGCAGACCCCGAUCUGCCCACUCCAGCGGAUUCCGUUCCGGUGCGCCCUCCGUUUCCGGAUUCUCUGCCAUUUCACAGCCCAUGUCUAUCCGGACUGCGCCGAGCACCUUUGACACCAUGUCCGUCUUGAGUACCAGUGCCGAGUCUUCGUUCAGCGACGCCACAACAUCUCGGGAACCCCUUUUGGAUGAGGAAAGCCCACACCGGCAUUCCCCAUCCGCACCGGAGCCGCCGAAACCCAACAACUACGAGGAGGACGGGUACCAUCUCCGGUUGGCCAUUCAUGAGAUGACACAGGUUUUGGGCCAGGAAGUUGUGCACGGGUCAUGCCACCCGUGCGCCGAGCGAUGGUCUGUGUUGUUCAUCUCGCCCGACGGGAACAGGCUCUCUACCCACAUGACUUUUGAUCCGGACGAGGAAGUCGGGGAAGAGAACUCUUCGGACACUAGUGACACAGAGGGCGAGGACACUGACGAGGGACGCCCCGAGCUGAGCAAGGAUUACCACCAGCUGCGGGAUUCUAUUCUGAAGUUAGUGCAGGACUAUGAGAUCCCCCAGAGCCUGGAAAACGAUGGUGCCCAGCAGCAAACAUUCAGCAACCGAGCCUCUACUCUGAAGAAAUACCGGAACAAGAACCGGAUCAUUACCACCAUGGGAAGCCGGAACCCCUACCGCCAACGGGCGGCUAGCAUCGCGAGCAGUAUGGCUGAAAGCCCCCCGAAAAGCCUGAAAGGAAAAGAGACCGACCAGGCCGCGGACAACUCAUCGCCGCUUAUCACUAUGUUGUCCGCAGCCUGCUCACAGUCCCGCGCGCAGUCAGAUUUUGUUAACGCGCACCUUUACUGGAGGACCCUCCAGCAGCUCAAUGCCCUGAGCUCGGAGUCACUGCGUCGCGAGGGGUUUUCCGCACUUCUCAACAUCUUUUCACGUGGCCCUAAGGAUUCCAUCCGCCGCUCAGCAGCCGCCAUCGAAGAAUAUGACGCGUGGUUGGUCUGGCUCAAGCAAAGCCAGGAGCGGGCCGAAAGCCAAAUUGAGAGCAUGAUGCGCCGGCUGCGGUCGCUACGCGACAAGAUGUGGUAUGUCACGGAUGUGCGAAACUCGGCCGCAUAUGAAGACUCGCGCAACGUCGCGGCAGCACUUAAAACCAUGGGAACGCCUCGGAGAUGGGCGUCAUUCCAGCGCGUCAAAAACCACAUGCAACGUGGGCCUGCCUCCAACUACCUCUUCCGGACCGAAUCCCAGAUCCUGGAACUCUUGGCAGCACCGGAGGAUCAAGGCGGCCCCAACAAGCUCCGUGACGAACAAGCCGAGAAGACGGGCCGCUGGCUCCAGCAGUCAGGGGUGGAGAACUUUUGCCAGGGCGAGGAACGCAUCCAUCGCUUCUGCUGUGAGCUGGACAACUGCGUCAGCAAACUCGUCGGUGACAGCAUCCAGGACGGGCCGGUGUUGUGGUCCAGUGAGCUCUUUGCCCGAGACCGACGGGCUUUCGAAACGACAAGCAAGACCACACGCGGGAGAGACCAGGACAACCAGUCCGUGUGGGACGAUUCAAUCAGUGUCAUCAGCGACCCUGACCGCCGGUACGUGUCGGUCAGCCGUCCGGCUUCCAUUAACAGCCGGGAUUUGAGAUCCCUCUCCGGCAACAACAUGAGCACAAUGUCUUUUGAGUCGAGCCGCUUCAGCUACUCUCGCGCCAGCACAGCUAUGUCCGAAGUCCUGGACGGGUCCGAAUACUUUGGCGCUUCGUCUCCGGUCCACCAGAUUGACCCCAACGCAACCUUCUGGUCACCCUUCCAACACCGGGCCACCUCUCCCAGCGCCACGUCCCGAGCGCAUUCCCCGACUACCAGCCUGACGAACCUAUCAAGCACCUUCUUCCCGCCGCACCAACAGCAGCCCCCAGCUCAAGCCCAUUCAUCCACCAGCCGGCCCGGCACCUCUGUCUCAUCCAACGAAACGGUGUACCAGCAGCGCCAAUCCGAUGAGAAAACCCGCUUCCUUGCCGAGCUGCGGCAGACCCUGACCAGCCUCCUCCUCUCCGACCUAGGGAACCUUGUUUUUGCCCGCGGAUCAGAAACGGACGCGUGGUUCGAAGGCCUGGGCCAGGAGUGCAUCGACCGCCGAGAGGCAAUCCAGCGGCGUGCGCGUAAAGCGCAAGCCAAGGAUAAGCGCAGGUCUGCCAAGUCCGGUUUGAAGCAGCGAUUCCUCGAGCAGAACCGCAGCUUUGGCGAUGUUCGCGCAACUCUAGUCCAUCAAGAUGGAUUGAGCGACAAGGCGCUUUCCGACACCCAGAGUCUCGGCCCAGAAGGGGCUGGCGGUAGUCAGCGUGGGAGCCAACGCGGGAGCCAACGCGGCAGUGUCUACGGCGGCAGCAUCCACGGCAACGAGAGCUCGGGGACUAAUGACACCAUCUCGGCCCGGAGGCACAAUCAGGAAUCCCGGAGAGAGUCCUUGCCCGACUUCCCUUUCACCAAGGCCUACCAGAGGCUCCUCAAAAUGUUCUGCGUUCAUCCGAACCCACAAGUCAAACUCAACGCGCUCUGCGAACUGGAACAUCUCAUCGCGGCCUCACUCAGCUCGGGUUCUCGGCGUGCCCGCCUAGCUUGGGCACGAUCUGAUAUGGGCUCGGCAUCCUCUGCGACGGACGAGCAUGGCACUGGCGGCACAAGUCGUCCCCAGCCCCUGGAAGAGACCAUCGACAAUGUCAAGGAACGCCGCUCCCAAACACUGAUGCAAGCACCCAACUUUGGUACCGGCGCUCAGACCGGCCGGACUCCAGGUGGCAGUGGCAAUGCCGAGACUCGCUCCAUCGCUUCUGUUUUGCCUGCCAACAGCGACGCAGUCGCCAACAUUCUUCAGGCUCUCUUCCGUGACCCGGCCCUGCGCCCGAAGACGCUUUUCCGCGACCUGCAAUUCAUCUCGGCGUUUUGUCCCCCGACCGUGCUCGACAAGACGGAGAAGGGCAAAGCAUUCUGGGACGCCGGCAUUGCCGCUUUGAGCCUCAAGCAGGAAGUCUGCCGUACUAUGAUCGAAGUUGCCGAUGAGAUUGUCAAGAACGAGGCACAGUCCCGUACAGCAGCAGCCAUGGCCGCCGCAGCGAGUAUCGCGAACAACAACGGACCGGGCAGCACCGCGUCUGACUCUACCGUUAACACGCCCACCACUGAACACCCGCCUGGGUCUAUCCCACCGCUCUCACCACCGCCUCCAUCCCCUCCCUCGCCGUUGCCGUUGUCCAGACAUGCCCUUGCGGACGCCGCCACGAUGUGGGCCCUCACCGCGAGGGAAGGAGAUCCCACAGCCCAGCGCGAGCUGGCCCUCUUUUCAAUGACUUAUCCCGAGUUGGCGCCGCGGACGUCGUUGCCUUUGUCUAAGCCCCGGGAGGUGUUCAAGCCAGCCGUCAUGGAGAAGUAUGGCAGUAGCGGUGGGUCGAGGUAUCACCAACAUAUGCAAAGUGACAAUGGUGGGUUGGGAUCUGGAGGAGUUGGCGGUUCUGGGAUUGGAGGCGGUAGUGGUGUCGAUGGGGGUGGGGGUGGAGGAAAGGAGGAUGUGAAGAGUGAUCCUGCGCUGAUGUGUCUCGCUAUCCAUUGGAUGGAGGCGGCGGAGCGUGGGGGGGAUGAGUUGGCGCGGGCUUUCAUGGCGCAGGAGGUUGGAGCGGGAUUGAGGGGUUGA